This is a messenger RNA of Lates calcarifer (barramundi perch), 2449 nucleotides long. RefSeq names its product low affinity immunoglobulin gamma Fc region receptor III. Gene Ontology annotation, molecular function: transmembrane signaling receptor activity. The record is from RefSeq and is a predicted model, not a curated record. Gene Ontology annotation, biological process: cell surface receptor signaling pathway. NCBI's taxonomy places the organism in Eukaryota, Metazoa, Chordata, Actinopteri, Centropomidae. The transcript is spliced from 6 exons. The coding region runs from base 209 to 1192 and encodes 327 amino acids.
GCGUUGGUUUUAGUCGUAGGAUUGAUGGUGUUUUACAUGUCGCUCUGCUAACACCACUUCAGACAAUAAUUCUUGUGAAAAACAGAAAAUUGCAAUAUUUGAUUUUUUAAUAUGUAAAACAUGAUGGGAUGGACUUGGACAGACACACAGUAAAACAAUGUGAGUCCUUCCUCAAGUGAAGAAAUCUUGAUCGUUGAGGCAGUAGCAGAUGUACAGCUGUCUGCUCUCCACCUUGUUUUUUUCUCCAGUGCUGUGGCUGCUUGCUCUAGUUCAGGACAGCUGUUCUGCUCAGAAAGCUGCUGGUCCUGUGGUCCUGGAGAGUCCUGACCUCCCUGUGAUGGAGGGAGAUGAUGUGACUCUGCUCUGCAGAAGCAGCAUGUCCUCAUUCAACCGUACAGCUGAUUUCUAUAAGGACGAUGUCCUAAUCAGGAGUAGUGAAACAGGAAACAUCACCAUCCACAAUGUUUCCAGGUCAGAUGAAGGACUGUACAGGUGCAGCAUCUCUGGAGCUGGAGAGUCAGCAGAGAGCAGACUGACUGUCAGAGCUGGUCCUGUGAUCCUGGAGAGUCCAGUCCACCCAGUGACAGAGGGAGAAUCUGUGACUCUUCGCUGUAGAAAGAGAAACACUCCCAUAAACCACAUCGCUGAUUUCUACAGAUACAGCUUCCGUAUCGGGACUGGUUAUAAAGGAGACCUGAUCAUCCCCAGUGUCUCCAAAUCUGAUGAAGGACUGUACAAGUGCAGCAUCUCUGGAGCUGGAGAAUCAGCAGAGAGCAGACUGACUGUCAGAGGUGUUCCUGUGGUCCUGGAGAGUCCUGGUCUUCCUGUGAUGGAGGGGGAAGCUGUAACUCUGCGCUGCGUAAACAAGAUCAGCACCAACGUCACAGCUGAUUUCUAUAAAAACAGCCUCUUUUUUGAGAGAAGCUCUACUGGGAACAUAACUAUCCCCAGUGUUUCUAAAUCUGAUGAAGGACUGUACAGGUGCAGCAUCUCUGGAGCUGGAGAAUCAGCAGAGAGCAGACUGACUGUCAGAGAGUGUCCAAAUCAGGCUAUGACCCUUUGCUCUGAUCAACUUCCUGUUUUCCUCUACCUCCUCAUCAGGACUGUGUUUUGGGUGGUUCUGCUGGUGUUUGUGUUGAGAAAAUGUCACUGUGAGAAACAGAGGUGCCUCAUCUGGACGGAGAGACACUGAGAAGACGUCCAAAUAAAUGAAACAACAACUAAAUGAUUCAUGUGUGUGUUACACUCGUGGUUCAUUUAAUUGUUGUUUGAUGAAUGUUUUCAUAUUUGAGAAAUUCUAAUAUGUAUUUGUUUAACAUGGUUUGAAUGUGUAAUGAUGGGCCUACAGUCAAAGCAGUUUGCAGUAUAAUGACAAAGAGAAUUAGUAAGAAAGGUAGAAUGUGCUUUCUCUUAUUUUUGCUGUGUGUAAAGAAAGAAAGUUAACAGAUGACUUUUGACUGAUUUAUUGAACACUGUGAGAUGCUUCACCGAGCUCUAUAAGUAGAUCUGCUGUGCUGUGACCGCUGUGCAUCUUGAAAAUGUUUCUCAGGGGCGAAGAUGGGUCACCAGAUAUUUCAGGUGAACCACAUCACUUCUCUAUAAUCUGCAGAGGUAAGCAUCUGCUGUGGCCAGUGAGAGUGUUUGUUUAACCCUGUGCAGAUUAACCACAGUGUCUCUGCAUCUCUGUGUAAAGACGCUGUGGGUUAUGUGAGGUCACACAUGCAGGGUUUAGUCUUUGUUCUCUGGUUUUGAUGCUGACAACUGCUGAGACGCUGAGGGCUUAAAAUAAUUUGCACAGAUGACAAGUCAAGACAAACCAGGUCAUGAGAAGAGUCAAAAACACGCGAGCAGCCAUGGUUAAACACUGACAGGGAUUUUCAUUCAUUAGUUCUAAAUGUUUGAAGCAGGAAAUCAGAUUUUGGUGAUUCCAGAUGAUAACCAGAACCAAACUUUUCUGUUUCUAAAUCAGAAUGAUAAAAUAUACUCUAUAAUAACAGAAUGUUUCUGGUCUUCCAUGUAAAUCAAGCAGUAUUUCAUGAAGACUUGUUUGUCUGAUUUAUUAGUUUGACUGGAAAAAGCUUUCAUUUUAUUCUGUCUUUUAAAAAAUCAAGAUAAACAUGAGCUCAGGAUCUGAACAGGUUUGAACGUCUGAACGUGAUUGUUAAGCAUUAACACAACUCUGUCUCCAGACACACAUUCAACAUACCUGUUUGAAUGUGUCGAGUUACUUCUGAUAAACAAAGCCUGACGACCAAAGUCCACAGAUAAAAUCAUGUUGUACUUUGAACCCAGUCAUAAUAAAGUGCAGUCUUUGUGUGUGCAGUGUUGUUUACUAUGGCAGUAAAUGCAUUUCUGUGUGUUUUCUUAUUAGUAUCAUCUGCAAAUCGUCUGUGAAAUAUUAACAUAGUGUUUUCCAGGUAUCCAGGUUAAGCCGUCCAUCAGGCCUUCA